Molecule: messenger RNA, 3600 nt
Organism: Gossypium raimondii (Peruvian cotton)
Lineage: Eukaryota; Viridiplantae; Streptophyta; Magnoliopsida; Malvales; Malvaceae
Product: putative disease resistance RPP13-like protein 1
Exons: 1
Coding region: 1-3600 (1199 amino acids)
Biological process (GO): defense response to other organism
Molecular function (GO): ADP binding
Source: RefSeq, a predicted model, not a curated record
AUGGGAGGGAUGGGGAAAACAACUCUUGCUCAGCUUGUUUACAAUGAUCCCAGCAUUAAGGAGUCUUUCGAUCACAAGUCCUGGGUAUGCGUUUCUGAUGACUUUGAUGUUGUUAACAUAACAAAGACGAUUUUAAGAUCCCUCGAUGCUGACUCACGCGAUGAGAAUGACUUGAACUUGCUUCAAGUCAAGUUGAAGGAGAAGUUAUCCGGAAAAAGGAUGUUGCUUGUUUUAGAUGACAUUUGGAACGAGAGCUACGGUGAUUGGACCAUCUUACGGGCUCCAUUUGGAGCAGGAACCAAGAUUAUUGUAACAACUCGACUCCAAAAGGUUUCAUCUAAUGUUGAUUCGGUGAAAGCGUUUUACUUGGGUAAACUCUCGCAUCAUGAUUGUUUAUCCAUAUUUGCUCAGCAUGCAUUGAAAGCAAGAAACUUUGAUGGGCAUCUCCAAUUUAAAGAAUUUGGAGAGAACAUAGUGAGAAGGUGCAACGGCUUACCUUUGGCAGCAAAAGCCAUUGGAAGCUUAUUACGCACGGUUACGGAUCAUAGAGAAUGGGAAAAAGUAUAUGAGAGCGAGAUAUGGGACCUACCAGAAGAUCCAUGUGGCUUAAUUCCGGCUUUGCGAUUAAGCUACCAUUAUCUUCCUCCUCAUUUGAAACGAUGCUUCGCCUACUGCUCCAUAUUUCCUAAAGAUUAUGAAUUUGAAGAAGAAGAGAUAAUCUUGUUAUGGAGAGCAGAAGGUUUCUUGCAAUCAAAAGCUAAAAUUCAAGGCAAAGGUCUUGGAAACCAAUAUUUUCAAGAUCUAGUGUCAAGGUCAUUUUUUCAAAGAUCUAGUGAAGACAAUUCCCGUUUCGUGAUGCAUGAUCUUAUGAAUGAUUUAGCUCAAUCAGUUGCAGGAGAAAUAUGUUGCAGACUGGAGGGUGAAAAGCAACAAAAGUUUUCGCAUCGUUCUCGCCACUCAGCUUAUGUUAUCGAUGAGUCGUAUCAGAGUGUAAAGAAGUUUGAAGCAUUUUAUCAAAUGACUUCUUUACGUACUUUCUUACCAUUAGUAGCUCCAAGUUAUAAGGAUUUCUAUUUAUCUAACGUUGUCUUGGAUGAAUUAUUGCCAAGUCUUAGCUACUUAAGGGUUCUUUCUUUGGGUGGGUAUGAGAUCUAUGAUUUGCCCGACUUUUUUGAAAAUUUAAAGCAUCUACGCUACUUAAAUUUUUCUGGAACCCGAAUCAAUCGUUUACCUGAUUCUUUGUGUACUCUUUAUCAUUCGGAGAUUUUAAUCUUAAGAGAUUGUUCAAAUCUCAAAAAUUUACCCUGGAAGAUCGGAAACCUUGUCAACUUGCAUUUUCUUGAUAUUAGAGGUGCGGAUUCAAUACAAAGGAUGCCCUCCGGAUUUGAUCAGCUAACUCAGCUUCAAACGUUAUCUAAUUUUGUUAUAGGGGAAGGUGAUGGACCUCUUAUUAGAGAAUUGAAAAAUUUGUCAAACCUUAGAGGUAAUUUUUGUCUUUCUGGAUUGGAGAAUGUUAAUGGUCAAGAUGCGAGGGAAGCUAAGUUAAAUGAGAAGCUAGGGAUUGAUGGGUUAGAACUGCAAUGGGGUACAGACUUGGAGAAUAAUACAAGGAAAACAGAAGUUGAAGAGCGGGUGUUGGACUUUCUUCAUCCUCCGAAAAAGCUUGAGCAACUCAUCAUUGAGAAUUACGGAGGUGUAAAAUUCUCAUCUUGGAUAGCAGAUUCUUCCCUCAAGAAUUUGUCGUCUUUGAAGCUUCGCAAUUGUAAAAACUGCAAGUCACUACCAUCAGUUGGAAGGUUGCCAUUGUUAAAAGAUCUUUCAAUUAUUGGUUUCGAUCAAGUGCAGAAGAUUGGUGUUGAGCUCUUCGGAGAAAAUCAAUUGAAUCCAUUUGCAUCAUUAGAGAUUCUGUCUUUUGAGAGUCUUCCAAACUGGAAGGAGUGGGACACUUGUGAAGGAGACGAGAAGGUUUUGAAACUCCCCAGCCUUCGUAAGCUUUCAAUCAAAAACUGUCGUCAAUUGUUGGGAAGGUUGCCUACCCAUCUUCCUUCCUUGCAAAAACUUAAAAUUCAUAGGUGUACGAGUUUGGUAGUUUCAGUAUCAAGUUUACCGUCACUGUGUGAAUUAAGUAUACAAGGGUGUGCAGAACUGGUGGAUGAUUGCUCUUCUCCUGCAAAGGAGCUUUCCUCUUUGCAAACUUUGUCUCUUUCUAACAUUUCAAAGUUUAAUAUUCCAGCAGAUAGGACAAUGUUGAGGUUUGGAAACACAGAACAUUUUGAAAUUGAUGGUUGGGAGGAGUUGGCAUCUCUAUCACGGUAUGGGUUUAGUUUAGUUGGACAUCGUUUCAUUUCCGUUUGGGGUUGUCCUCAACUGCAGUCUUUGGAAGCAGAGGAAGCCGAAUUGCAACCUCACAAGAUUUCACGUGUUGAAUCUUUGAAGAUAGCUUAUUGUGAUAGGCUAAAUAGACUGCCACAAGUCUUACAUGAGCUCACAUUCCUUACAGUGAUGGAAAUUGGUAAUUGUCGAAGCUUAGUUUCUUUUGCAGAGAAUAACUUACCUCCUAAUUUAAAAAAGCUGAGUAUUACAAACUGUGAGAAUUUGGAGUAUUUGGUUGAUGAAAAAGAAGAUAAUAAGAGUAUGAGUAGUACCCUCUGUCUUCUUGAGGAGUUGUCUAUCGAUAAGUGUCCGUCUCUACUGUCUUUGUCAUCGAAGGGGCACAAAAAUAUUUGCAAUCAGCUUCAACUUCUCGAAAUUAACCAGUGCGAAAAGCUGAGUUGCCUAUUUUCAAACACCAAGUUUCCCAUAACGCUUAAACGUUUGAUAAUUGACGAAUGUCCGGAGUUGGAAUACAUAGCCCAAGAGUUUGAGGAAACCGCUUGUCUUGAAUCUAUUCUAAGUUUGAGUUCUGGAAUUAAAUGUCUACCACGAGGACUAGACAAGCUCAUCCAUCUCCAGGAGAUUUUUUUGCUUUCAUGUUCAAAUUUGGUUUCUUUUGAAGAAAGUGGGUUGCCCACCACCAGCUUCAGAGCUUUUGUAGUUGAUGGUUGUGGUAAUUUUGGAGCCCUUCCUAAGUGCAUGGCCAGCAUCACCUCCCUUCGACAAUUAAGAGUGUACAACUGUUCGGCUGACAUAUCAUUUCCAUCAGAGGGAUUCCCUGCCAAUCUCACAUCACUUGCAAUAUCAAACGCACCCAAGAUUUACAGGUCACUUAUGGAAUGGGGAUUAAAUAGACUCACCUUUCUUCAACAAUUGACCAUCGGAGGUGGAGGAUGCUCAAACGUGGUGUCGUUCCCAGAAGAAGGGACUGGAAUGAUGCUGCCUCCUUCUCUCACCCGUAUCUUCCUUUUAGAAUUUGAGAACCUGGAAUACAUGUCAUCCAAGGGCUUUCAAGACCUCGCCUCUCUUAAAGAAUUGGGCAUCGGUAAGUGUCCCAAGCUAAAAUCUCUUCCGGAAAAAGACGUGCUUCUCUCGGUUGGAUAUUUAAAAAUUUACAGUUGUCCGUUGCUGGAAGAAGGAUGCUCAAGCGAUAAAGGACGAGAGUGGUCUAAGAUUUCCCACAUACCCCUUGUUGAAAUUGAUGGUGACACAGUCAUCCCGAGGUAA